Molecule: messenger RNA, 1056 nt
Organism: Glycine soja
Lineage: Eukaryota; Viridiplantae; Streptophyta; Magnoliopsida; Fabales; Fabaceae
Product: transmembrane emp24 domain-containing protein p24delta3-like
Exons: 4
Coding region: 83-718 (211 amino acids)
Biological process (GO): Golgi organization; intracellular protein transport; endoplasmic reticulum to Golgi vesicle-mediated transport
Cellular component (GO): endoplasmic reticulum-Golgi intermediate compartment; endoplasmic reticulum; Golgi apparatus
Source: RefSeq, a predicted model, not a curated record
CAAGGUGUGCAUAGAGAGAGAAAAAAGAUUGUUUGUUGCUGUGUUGUGUGCAUAGAGGGAGAGAGAGAGUGUGGAGGCUGCUAUGGGGAACAGAGCUAUGUUAACGCUGCUACUCUUCUUCUUCUCGACCAAAUUGUUUCCUUCCGCUCUGGCUAUCUGGCUGUCGUUACCCACCACUGGCACCAAGUGCGUCUCUGAAGAAAUCCAACACAACAUUGUCGUUUUGGCCGAUUACGUCGUUAUCCCCGGUGAUCACACCCACAACCCCACCAUCGCCGUCAAGGUGACAUCACCAUAUGGAAACAAUCUUCAUCACAAGGAGAACACAACACAUGGUAAUAUUGCAUUUACGACUCAAGAGGCUGGGAACUACCUUGCAUGCUUCUGGGUGGAUAGCCAUAGUCAAGGAGUUGUUGAGGUUAAUGUAAACCUUGAUUGGAAAAUUGGAAUUGCAGCCAAGGAUUGGGAUUCAGUUGCUAGAAAAGAGAAGAUUGAGGGAGUCGAGCUUGAGCUGAGAAAGCUAGAAGGAGCAGUAGAGGCCAUCCAUGAGAACUUGCUCUAUCUUAAGGGAAGGGAAGCUGAUAUGAGGACUGUGAGUGAAAAAACAAAUGGCAGAGUGGCAUGGUUUAGCAUUAUGUCCUUGGCUAUGUGCAUUGCAGUUUCUGGUUUGCAAUUGUGGUAUUUGAAGCGGUACUUCCAGAAGAAGAAGCUUAUAUAGAUUAGUUAAUUUAAUUUUAUUUGUGAUACAGCAAACAUAUAAUAACUUAAAAGAAUUUUUAUGAACACUAUUUACAAGUGUAGACAGAAAUUUUUGAUACCACAAGUAGAGUUUCCAACAUUUCUUUUCCACGGAUGAUUACUACAAUGAAUUGUCUUGUAUGAUUGGGGGAUAUGAAAAUCUGCAGAUAAGAGGGAAAGAAUUUUAGUGAAUGAUACUUGAGUAAAAGUGGGUCUUCAUACCUGCUUGUUCUUGUUAUAGCUACCAUCUUUGCGUUUGGAACUACAGGGUAGGACAAAAAUUAAGUUCAUCAAGGAGUAUUGUUUUUGUGUGUUCAA